Bactrocera dorsalis (oriental fruit fly) is the source of this 4922-nucleotide messenger RNA. It is a transcript of the gene Scm, whose product is annotated as polycomb protein Scm. The transcript is spliced from 4 exons. Gene Ontology annotation, biological process: regulation of DNA-templated transcription. Gene Ontology annotation, cellular component: nucleus. Lineage: Eukaryota; Metazoa; Arthropoda; Insecta; Diptera; Tephritidae. Gene Ontology annotation, molecular function: zinc ion binding; protein binding. Bases 578 to 3058 code for a protein of 826 amino acids. The record is from RefSeq and is a predicted model, not a curated record.
ACAUCGUGUACUAGAUUCACUAGGCCAUAUUUUAUUUACGUUCGUGGAAAGCAGCCGAAAAAUGUGCAAACCGUAGGCAUAAAAUUUUCAUAAAAGCUUUCUAAAACACAAAUUAUAGAAUAUAUUUUCAACAAUUUGUUAGUAAAUAUAAUAAAAUAUAUUAAAAAAGUAAUUACGUGACAAUCCGAAAAAAAUGAAACACAUAUACUCUCAACUGCGGAAAUUAAGAAGUUAGAGCGAGAGAGUGGGAGAAAAUGAAAGAACGCCAAAGUUGACAUUUUGAAAGUGGAAUAAGGAGUACAGCAAACAGCAGAAAAAUGCCGAGAAUCUAGUGAAGAAUCAACUAAAAUCAAGAAUAAUUUCGUAAAAGUGGUCGUUGAAAAUAAAAAAUGUUAAUUAUUUUUUCGCAUUUGCGAAAAUAAAUCUUCCAAAGGAAAAAUUCGGUAGUGAAAUUGCGUUAUAUGUGACAAGACAACGUCGUGUCAACCGGCGUGAAGUUAAAAUUGUUUAAGACGCUUUAAAAUAAGGUGUAAAAGUUAGUGGAAAAUAUAAAAAAAUAGUUUGUAAGGCGACAGUAAUGUCGGGUGGAAGAGAGUCAAACAGCAGUAAUGCAAGCUCCAACAGUAGCGGUGUUUCGACAACUGCAUCCUCCACGCCCACAUCUUCAGGCCAAAAUAACAACGGCAAUCAGCGCUCUCGUGGGCGUCCAGCCAAACGCGCUACUUGUACGUGGUGUGGUGAAAGUAAGCAACUGCUGCAAUAUGUGUUACCAACGCAGAACGGCAAGAAAGAAUUCUGUUCGGAAACAUGCAUCGCAGAGUUUCGGAAAGCUUAUAAUAAAGGCGCCUGCACUCAGUGUGAUAAUGUGAUUCGAGAAGGGGCGCCAAAUAAAGAUUUUUGUUCAGUGAUGUGUAUGAAUAAACACCAAAAAAAGAACGGCUCCACACGGCAACAUAGUAGUGGGGGAGGUGGUGGGCGAGGAGAUUCCGAUCGAGGAAAAAUGUCUUCAAUUGGAGGUGGUUCCUGUACGCCAACUGGACCAUUCCAGUAUGAAAGUUUUCAUGUUUUUGAUUGGGAUGCAUAUUUGGAGGAGACCGGAAGCGAAGCAGCACCGCCGGAAUGUUUUAAACAAGCGCUUAACCCUCCAAUCAAUGACUUCAAAAUAGGCAUGAAAUUAGAGGCACUAGAUCCUCGGAACGUAACUUCAACAUGUAUUGCGAGUGUUGUGGGUGUGCUCGGUUCGCGGCUGCGACUGCGCUUGGAUGGCAGUGACAGUCAAAAUGAUUUUUGGCGCUUGGUCGACUCGAAUGAAAUCCAUGCGAUUGGGCACUGUGAAAAGAACGGCGGAAUGUUGCAACCACCACUCGGUUUUCGCAUGAAUGCCUCCAGCUGGCCCGGUUACCUUUGCAAAAUUUUAAAUAAUGCCAUGGUUGCACCGGAAGAUAUUUUCCAACCGGAACCGCCAGGUCCCUCGGAGAAUCUCUUCAAAGUUGGCCAAAAGCUCGAGGCGGUCGACAAAAAGAAUCCACAACUGAUUUGCUGUGCGACAGUUGAUGCGAUCAAAGACGACCAAAUUCAUGUGACUUUCGAUGGGUGGCGUGGAGCGUUCGACUAUUGGUGCAGCUACGACUCCAGAGAUAUAUUUCCGGUUGGUUGGUGCGCACGUAGUUGUCAUCCAAUGCAACCGCCGGGUCAUAAAUCGCGUACCGAUUCGAGUUCGAGCAAGCACCGCAGCCCCCGACCACGCUACACCUUCGUUCAAGAGGCGGACGCAAUGGUGCCUGCCACACCGGUUACCGCACAUUUUCACACAAAUUGCAAAGGAGGUCCAUUCAUUAAUAGCACUAAAUUGCCAUCAAUGGUUACAGGGCCAACCCAUCAAACUCUGGCAAAAUUGUGUUUGCAAGAAGUGCUUGCUGCAAGCACAGAUACUCAGCAGCUUUCAAAAUUAUUAUUCGCACUAGAAGGAGAUGUGCACAUAGUGCCAGCAGCAGGAAAGAAUUUCACAGUGAAAAUUCCAUCACAAUUGCGAAUGAGAGACGAUGACAGUUUGGCACAAUUCAUAGAAACACUAUGUACUACAUGUAGAGCAUGCCCUAAUCUCAUAUCGUUGGUACCCGCAACGGAAGAAUGUGACAAAUGUGUCAUUACCAAGAAGCGCUUGUUAUCAACGAAUUCCACACCGCCCACGUCACCAGUUAUACCGGAAAAAAGAAAAACACUCGGCUUAUUAAGCGACAAGCCACAUGCGAUCAAACAAGAAUUACCAACUUCCACCACAACUUCAUCGCACAUUGUAGAUUCUUCGUCUGCACCAGUUAUGGUAACAGUUGGGGGUAGUAUUCCCAAAGCUGAUGCUGAACUCAAGCUAUCUAUAAACAAUAAUAACUUAUUACCAGUGCAAAUAAAGGUCGAACCUAAUACAAAUGGAACCUCGACUAUUGCAUCACAAACCCACUCUUUGCGGCAGAUACGACUUCAUCACUUAAACAAUCCGGAGGAGUCAAAGCAGAUUUCGAAUAAUACGUCUACUUCUGCAAGUUCAACAAACUCGAAUGUGAAGUAUCUUGCCCCUCUUGUGGCUGAGGUACAUCCUGAACAAUCAAGUGUGGUGAAUACCGUUAUUGGCUCAUCGACAUACAAAUCGCCUUCGACAUUAUCAUCGAGCGCAUCCUUACCUACAUCUGUAUCGACGCCAUUUAGUGGUUUACAGUCGGCUUCAUCGACGGCAUCUGCAGCUGCUGGUACAAUAGUUUUGUCGGCCGCAGCGCCACCAACAUCAGCGGCGUCAGCAAUGAGUUCUGCAUCUUUACCACCACUCCGUUCGCAUCCGGGAGAUUGGUCAAUUGAAGAAGUCAUACAAUUCAUCGAAAGCAAUGACACUUCACUUGCCGUACAUGGUGAUCUAUUUAGAAAACAUGAAAUCGAUGGCAAAGCUCUGCUUCUUCUUAAUUCCGAAAUGAUGAUGAAGUAUAUGGGUCUUAAGUUGGGACCAGCCUUAAAGAUAUGCAAUUUAGUUAAUAAGGUUAAUGGUAGACGUAAUAAUAUGUCACUAUAAAUGCGGCUGAGAGGAUUAAGAGAUAACAAUAUGCAUACAUACAUAUGUACCAUAUUUAAUAGGUAUAUUGACAAGCGUUUCUAUAUGAUGAAAAUGUAUUGCAAAUGUUAGAAAAACUUACCUAGAAUUAGAGCUGAAUAAGCGUGUUCCACACGUACGCAAUGAAAGUUGUUGGCGUAUUUUCUAUAACAUGGGUACCUUCACGUAUAUUUGUAUUAAUAAUUACGACAUUAAUAUUUAAACUGAAAAUGUAAUAUGAAAUCGAUUUAAAUUUUUAAAUUGAAAAUGCUUAAUUAUAUAUUUUAUGUAUGUAUACAUUUAGGAAGGACUACUGCACCUUUUAUAAUAUAUAUUUGUAUGUAUAUUUGAUUAAAAUUAUUAAAAUUAAACUUAAGUAAAAAAAAACAGAAAGCAAUGUAAUAGAUGAAUAACGAUAUAUCACAAUAGCACAAUAAGCAUUUAAAAUGUUAUAUUAUGAAAAAACCUUUUUUUCCUUUAAUUGUAGCAUAGGGCAGACAAAAACGAUUGACCACGCACCGCACACAGAAUAAAAAAGUAAUUACAACACUUUUAGUAAGACAGCUAUUUAAAAUAUUUUAUUUGGAUAUUUCUAUAAAAGUUUUUGUUUCUACACUUAUUGCAAAAAUCUUGAAAAAUCUGUCGGAAAACGUUUCAUAAAAUAUGAUUUUGUGUACCGUGGGAUUUACGUUAUGCCGAUUAAGAGUUUUAAACCAAUUAAAUAAUUAAAAUUAUUAUCAGUGGUCGAAUUCGUUAUUUAAUUACAUACAAAUGAUUAACUGAUUCGUCUCAUACUUUAGUUUCGGACUUGUAAAAAAUAUAUAGUUACAAAACAAGAACUAAAUUAUAUUUGAGAUCAGCUGAAAAUAUCCGAACAAAUAAAUAUCGCAAUGCUAUGAUUUCUUGUAAUAUAUGCACAUUAUAAGAACGGGGUAUUAAGGCUAACUUCAGACAUGCUUAAUUGGAAUCACACAAUUGUAAUGCAUUGAGAAGGUUUAUAUUUUAUAUGUAUAAGUAUGUAUAUUGAAAUAUACAAUAAAAUUAGCUUUAUUGUAAUCAUAGCCACAUAACCAUAGUUAAAUGAAUGCUAACAAAACAGAGAGACAAACAAAUCAAUUUGAAACUUGGUAUAGAACACCAUAAUAAGUAGCACGUAUACAUACAUAGGUAUGUUCAUCUCAACAUAUUAAAAGAGAAAUUAUGUAACGUUAUUGAAUUGUAGGUCAAACUGAAACGCAAUAUAUGCAUAUACAUCUAUACAUAUAUAUUUAGAGUAUUACGAAAAAGAUUCUGCAGUUUCCAUUGCUGAUAAGAUUAGCACAUACUUGAAAAAAUGUAAAUGCUUAUUAUAUUGAAAAAGAACUUGCAUUACAUUUAAGAAUGUUUCUGAAAGUGUAAAUUCUCCAAGUUUAUUUCAGGUUGUCCAAGGCUCGAUUAAUAAGGGUUUGCCUGUUAUUAUUACAAUAUGAAUAUAUUAAAUAUGAAUUGUUCUUUCUUUUGAGAUAUUUAUACUUAAAUAUUCGGACGAAAUUUCAUAAUUUUUUGAAAGCAGAACAGUGUACAAGUUGUUUUUAUAUACGCAAAAUUAUGUAACAAUAUAUGAUUUCAUUUGAUUUAUUUAUGAUUGAUCACGCUUCUAUAAAAUGGCAUUUCCAUUCAACAAUUCUCAAGGUUGCAUGUGGAUUCUUAACGCAUGUGUAGAAAUACCAACAGGCAUGGAAAUGUAUGAGUUGAAUUUUUUAACAAAAAAUAUGGGAGGCCAGGAUUGUACAUAACAGUAAAUGUAUUAUUUGAAGAAUUUAAUUAGAAUAAAUAAAUGAAAUGAAAGUAAUGAGGCAUAAAUAUA